GUGAUCGUGAUUUGAGAUGAUCAGACGGCUAAUAUGAUAAUUCCAGACGUUUCUCAUGAGCAACCGUCCUAAGCAAGACACAGGUGAUGUCCUCAACCGGUCUUUUUCCCGCCUUUCUCGGAACACAUAAAUAAGGUGAGAGUGCAGCGUGUUGGGCGAGCCAACAAACGAGAUAUCCGACUUCUUCGGCAGAGGAGGGUAAAGGGAGAACGACGCCAUAUCGCAGGAUCCCAGGUCCUUCGAUCUCUCUCCUUCUAAUUGGCUAGAUCAUGAUGUAAUGAUCUCCUCUUCCAGUCGUCUUCACCAGGACUGGAGCGGAAAGAGAGAAUGACGCCAAGAUCCUAAGGUCCUUUGAUCUCUCUCCCUCUCAUCGGACAGGAGCAUAAAGAUAGGAGGUGGCACCACAAAGAUCAAGUUUCAAUCUCACUACAGUCUGACCUGUUCAAGCAAAGAAAUGGCAGAACAAGAGAGAGGUGCUCCUACUUCUGCUCCAAAAAUGAAAAGUCCAUCAAUAGAAGAAGAUUUUGAAAAGGAUUUCCUCAUCUCAUGGAAAUCAUCAAAACCAGGAAAACAGGCGAUGGAUCUUGAUGUGGAAACAGUCCCCCAAAAUAGAAAAAGUUCCUUUAACUUUGACAAACUUGAUGACUUUGAUCUUGGUGGUGACUUUGGAAAGUUGUCAUCUUUUGGAAUGGAUAUCUCCGAUCUGGACUUCUCUAUUCCACUCAAGAAGACUGCAAAUGCCAAUGAACAAGAAUCUCUCCCCAGAAAGCAAGACCUGAAGAAAGAGAAAUUCUCCUUUGCAUUUGAUUUUAAUGUGUUGGAUAAGUUUGAUCUUGAUACAAAAUUGGUGAAAACUGCAACGGGUUCCAGUAAAUGCAUGGAUGAUGGCGGGCCUCAUUGUUCUGAUGAAAUGCGUAAGCAUGAAAGUUUAUCCACUUCAACAUCUGCUCAUAUGUUGGAGCCUGAUGGACCAUAUCAUGCUGUCAUUAGACAUGGUUCAGCACAAGAAGCACUUUGUCAAGGUCAUAAAGAACUGCUCUGUCUGGAUUCUGUAAAGAAUGACACCUCCAAAGAAAAAGAUAGUGGUGUGAGAUUGCUUGAUGGUUUACAAUCUGGUAACUCUAGUCCUGUAAAGUUGUCCAACUCGAGGUGCUGCCCACCAAAUAAUAUCACAGGAUCACAAGAUUGCAGUAGCACACUUCAGAAUCAUGAGGUUGAUGAACAUGUUAUAACUGAAGGAAGUAAACCCACAGAUCAUUCAAUUCAAGUUGACAAUGAAGCUUCACGAAAUUCUGUCAAGGAGGUCACGAAUAAACAUUUUGAUGCUUCUUGUUUUCAAUUUCCCAUUUCUAAGAUUCCUGGUGGGGCUACUUCAAUCAUUAAUGCAAAGAGUACCAUGCCUAAUCUUCUUUCAGCUGCAUCUGUGAAUAGGCCUGAGAACAGUUUUCUUGAAGUCCAGAACAUAUCGCAAAAGGAUGAUAAAAAUCAUCUACCUAACUCGAUGACUUCAAGGAUUAAGGAAAACAGCAAUAUAGCAAACUCUUCAUCUAAUGGAGUCAUAAAUACAAUUAUAGUUUCGGAGAGAAACUUGACAUUGAAGAGGAAGACUUCCAAGGAAUCGUUGACAGAUCCAAAGGCCUUCAGUACAUUAAAACACAUCAAUUCUUCACCCAAGGGAAGGGUUACUUCAACCGGUUCUGCAAAGAUUAUCAUGCCCAAUUUUCUUUCAACCGCAUCUAUGAGUAGCCCAAAGAACAUUCCUUUUGAGGGCCAACAUAUAUUUCAGAAGGAUGGUAAAAAACAUCUACCUGGCUUGAUGACUUCAAGAAUGAGAAAAGAGAACAGCAGCAUAGCAAAUUUCUCAAUGGGCAAAGGAAGAAACACAGUUGGAGGAACAGAGGGAAACUUAGCGUCCAACUUGGUCAUCUCUCCUAUGACAGACAAGCCUGUGUUGUUAAGCCCAUCUCUGAAGAUGAAGACUCUCAAGGAGCCAUUGACAGAUCCAAAGGCCUUCAAUACAUCUAAACAAAUUGGCUCUUCACCUGAAAGGAUAUCAUUAGUAAUCUCCCCAGGAUCUGACACUGAAAUGGUACAAAGGGAAGAAAAUCCAGAAAGUUCUAGAAAUGAUGCUUCUUUUCAGAAUCUAUGUUCUCUAAAUGGUGCUUCUGAGCUAGAAAACAUGGACAUUGAAGUGCCUGUACAAAUAGAAGACCAUGGAAAUGUAGAGAAAGCUGAAUCUUGUUCAAAGGAGCUAGAUGAUCUAUGCAACAUGCUCAAAAAGAAACAUGACGAAGCGAAGGAGUUAAUGGUUCGUGCUGUCGUCAUCAACAACAAACUGCUGAUGCUGAACCAUCCCAUGAUCGAGGAGAAGAUAUCCUUCUGUCUCUAUGAUCUCUUCUUUCUCGUUCCCAGGUGCAAUUAUAACUGGGUGGCUCACCACCUCGAGAAACCCACAACAUGAAGUGAAGAUGAAUUGGUCUUCCCCUAGCAAUCCACCCAAAGAAAAGUGACAAUCUAGAAUUCGCUUAUAUGAUGGACUGCUCAGAAUUGAUAUAUCUUCAGGUUUCAGUGAUGACAUUCGGAUUUGGAAGUACCACCAAAUCUGCAGCUCUAUUCUUGCAAUCUCUACACUUUCAUUCUUUAGAGAAGUGGGAUGCACAACAUUGUUUGUGGAAAUUUCCAAUCAUGCCCAGUAUAAAGCUAUUCUGCUGGUAGCUUCUGCAUCACUGCUCCCAAACUCUAAUAGGUCAGUACAUCAUUGUAUGUGUGUUUCUAAUGUCCGUUCUUUCUGUAUCAACUGUAGUGAGUCCACUGACCAUAUCUUCUGAUAUUUCUUCGGUAUCAACAGUUGGCAACUUUGAGAGUAUAGGCUAGGUAUCAAAUUUAAAUUUCUUGCUAACUAGAAGGAUUGGGGCCUGGCUCAUAGAACGAGAUGGUGAGUCGCUUUUUAUGUAUGCUGCUUGGAAGGCUGUUAUUGAUACAUCUUUCGGAUGCUAUGAAAGCCCGAAACAAAGGUUUAUUCAAAGGCUCCUGUUGUUCUCCUGGUAUUGGCAAAGUUGCUCUCCUACAGGCUAUGUUGAUAAACCCUUCCUCUGAGGGACCCCCUGAGAAAGACAUUUCAAUGUGAAAUGAGAGAGACAAUACUAGGCUAGUACAAACUAAAUUGUGAUGGAAUGUCGGAUCUUGUAACUGAUGGAGGUAUAGGUUUUGUACUGCAAGGGACUAAUGGAAACUGUAUUUGUAUGUGGCAAUUACCUAAAAAAGAGGGAUAGCUUCUACUUUGAUGUGGCUGCUGUUCUUGAAGACUUGAAACUGGCACUUGAGGAGCAGGUGCCAAUGUUUCAAGUAGAUUCUAAUUCUACAAAUACGAUUGAAUUACUGACCAGAAGAAACUAUUCUCUUUGGAGGAUCAAGAAUGUCAUUUGGAAUAUUUGUCUCCUGGACAAGUUCAAAGACUGUAAUAUGUCCCAUGUAUUCUGAGAAGAAAGCGGAUCUGCCAAUUUUGCUGUUUGAGUAAAAAAGAAAAUGAAGACCUGCCUCCAAAAGACUACCGCUUCUGGUUCAAUUUCAUCAUAAGGCUACCAAUGACCAGUGCAUAAAUUUGUGAGGUAUGUGAAGACUCAAUUCGGAUGCCCUAAGAACACACUUAAAAUAAACCCAUUCCAUCUGGGGAGAAUUAAAUCAAAAUCAUAAAAAAAGAAACUGGGCUACUCAAUCAAAGCCUGAAACAGUUUUUUUUUUUAAUGCCAGCCAAGUCAAUAGAGUUCCUUUUUCCCUUUUAAUUAUUCCCAACUUGUACCCUUUUUUAGUUGAUACCAAGUCCUCAACUCUUGUCAAUAACACUCCCUUCCCAAAUUAACAGAUCCCUUUCCUAAUCUAUCUUUCUAAAUUUUCCAUGAUUAACUUUCCUCAUCCUUUAUCGACUGGUUUGAUUUACCAUGACACACCUCAUGAGUCUAAUGAUGGCCUGAUACAUAAGUCGUAGCAUGGGAACUUUCUGGCUGCCACACACCAACAACAACAUGAUAUAUAAACACACUCAAACAUGCCAACAUUCUCUGUCCUGAAACCAUAUAACAUGCUGACCAGAAAGGAUCAUUAUGGAGCCUACCAACAUAUUAGGCAAUGAAUUCCUUUGCCAAAUCACCCUAUUUCAUCUCCUAAGUUAGCAUCUAUUUAGUGCUCUGACCAGGUCUCCCCAUCUAAUGCUCUAACCCUUUUAAAUAUUUACAACUUGAUACUAUCACAUCUCUUUCACCAGCUGAUCUAUCAUAAAACAUGAGUAAUGGAAGAAUACUCUUAACUUUGCCUUGACCUUGCAUCAAGAUAAAAAAUCAUAAUACAGAGAUUUUCACCACAGCAUAUUGAAUUCAAAUUUAUUAUAUUUAUAUUUUCCUGUUUCAUUUAUGCAAUAAUAGCGUCAAGGAUAACAGAUAAAUGCAGAAGUAAAAAAAGAAAGGAGAAGCACAAAUCAAGAUUAUAGAAAAAUAAAUAUUGGAGAAAAAGAUAAUAAUAACAACAAAUUGACAAAGACAGGUGAACACAAGAACCACAAAUCAGAUCAACAUAGGAAUUCCAUUCACUAGGAAUCAGUGGUCAAAAGCAAUAUACUGUGUAGUGUGUACAAAAAGCCAUAUACUGAUAUCAUAUAUAUUUUUGUUCAAAUUUUUCAAAGUCAAAAGAUGAAUAAUCUUCUAUAAGUCAUUGGAUAUAUAUCAACAGAUCCAGUUAUAACAAAUUAUUUGAGGAUUCAAUCACAUAUAACAGCUCUUGUCCAAUUCCAGUAGAUAGCUCGAGUGGAGAAUCUUGAGGAAGAGAACGAAGCAUAAAGAAUUAAUGCAAUAAAAAACCAUUCACGCAUGACCCAAUUCACAGACCUUUUUUGGUCCAAGAACUGAAGUA
Molecule: messenger RNA, 4902 nt
Organism: Musa acuminata subsp. malaccensis (wild Malaysian banana)
Lineage: Eukaryota; Viridiplantae; Streptophyta; Magnoliopsida; Zingiberales; Musaceae
Source: RefSeq, a predicted model, not a curated record